CAGAAUCAGAAACAUGGAUCAGGAUCUGGAUCCGAAUCCAGAUCAGGAUCAGGAUCAGGAUCUGGAUCCGGAUCAGGAACAUGGAGCUCAGGAGUGUCAGGAAGUCAUUUUUCUCUUUAGAUCAGAAAAACAGAAACAAUCUGACAGCUUCAACAUAAAUCCUACAGAAAAGUGGAAACUGCUGAGUCAGGGUGUUUUCUGGUCUGUGUGUGUUGGGAUGAUGCAGUGGGAUUAUCACAGUGUGGGUCUGAUCAUCCUAACUCCGGCUUCCAGUGGAUGGAGGAGAGACCAGCAGAUAUCUGCAGUCACACCAGAGCUGAUGAUGCUCUGCAGCGUCAUGCUGGAGUUUCUCAUUGGUCGGGUUUUAUUGUUUCUCCGUGACCUCGGAUCCUGGCAGCUGUGGAGAUUAUCUGCUAUUGUCUUCAGUAAUCUGCAGCAGAAAAUGGAAACGCAGCAGGAGUUCAUCCUGAAGGCUGUUUGGUUUGUUCUGCUCAACGUAUGUCCAGGUGUUGUUAGGUUUUUAAAGAUUAUAAUCCGGCUCAUGUUUGGUGCAUGUGAAGCCGCCGCUGCUGCCAGAGAACAGGAACUCAUUUGGAAAAUGAUCCCACAGAACCGGGUCAGGGCGGUCAGGCGGUUCUGAUCCAGGACCAGGAGUUAACCUGAACCAAACUGCUGAUCAUUUCCUGAGUUUAACAGGCAACAAAACGAGACCAACUGCAACUAACUCACUCCUUCACCAAGCAGCUCAGUACAGUUACAUAAGGACAACAACCGUCGCCAUGGAGAUUCUCAGUCACCAACUGGAACAUCAGCCGUCUUACAGAUUUGAGUCAAAGUCUCAAACUCGACUUUUUAACUUAAAGACUUGAAACUUGACUUGGACUCGUGGCCUGAGACUCGAGUCUUAGUUCCAGUUUUAAUCUCUUGUAAUGAAAAGUGAAACAAAGUUGGAGUCUGAGCAGAAAACUGCAGCUGCUGAAUGUUUCACUGUGAAAGGAGGAACUUGAUUACCAGCCAGUGAUGUUGGUGGAUUAUUAUGGGAUAUUAAAGGCUAAUAAUCUGCUCAUAGUAAUGUCUUUAUUAAUGUUUCUGCAGCUGUAUGAAAUGAUUUUGUGCUUGUGGGAUCAGGAAUCAACUUCUGAUCACUUCAAUUGGGAAAAUGUUCCCUGUUUUCAAAACUUUGGCUGAGAUGGUUUGUGAUCCAGUUUCCAGCGUGGCAUCGGAGGACGGAUUCAAACUCCACAACAUCAAAACCUUGAUUCAUAUAUUUUAUCCACAUUUUAUUUUCAUAAUUUUAGCGCAAUCAUUUAUAUGUAGUUAAGGGCUCUACAGUCUGUUUUUUGUCACUGUGGAGAAAAAGUUACACAUACAUGUGUGACGACACAAAUUAAACACAAGUCAGUUUUAUACUGUGAUCCGUUAUGUGAACAUCAGGCGUGUAGAGACGCUGUUCCCACAGAGCCAGAACUAACACAGUGGCAGGCAUCCCAAAAUAACAGAAUCAGCAAACAUCCAUCUAAUCAACAUGCAAAUGUUGAGUGAACCUUUGAAAUGUUGCAAAAAAGCUAAAACGAAAAUGUGAUUUAGGCGUAACUCCGUCCACUGGUUUGGAGCGAAUCAACCUGGCUACGUAAAGCCAUAUUUUAUCGGAUGUUGAGGCUUUGCCUGGCUGCAACACACAGGAAGUAGAGAUGGAAAACGAAAAUGAACUACAGAUCUCAGAAAAACUGAGAGUUCUUCCAUUUUUCAGAGUUUCAUGCCUCUGGUAAGGAUGGAUGGCAGUGUUUGCUACAUCAGAGCUUAUUCAUCAAAUUUGUUUCCAUCUGUUCUUUAGCACAUGAACUCAGCUCAAGGGAACGUGGAAAUCUCUUUCUGAAACUGAAGUUAUCAAAUAUUACCAUUUUAAUAAAAGUGUUGAUUGAAUCACGACUAACUGAAUAAACAUUGGGGACGUUUGGUUGCUAAAAGAAGGACUUCUCUUGCAGAUCCGAGUUUAAAAAAUCCCAACCACAUCAAACCAGAGCGCAUUUCAACACAACAUCUGAAUGAAAUAACUGAUUUAAUCAGUUCCUGCAGGACAAACAUCCUUCGUCCUAACGCCCAGGGACGAAUCAGCGCCAGGUUUGUCCUGGUGCGAGGAUAAACUUUGGUUCCCACGGCAACACACUGAUAAUCCAGCAUGGGGAUUAUAAAGGAAAGUCAUUAAAGAGGAUGAAAAGAUCGGGGGAUUUGAAAUGUAUCCGGAGUGAGAUUGAGGAAGAGACUCAGCAGGGACAAAAUGGAACGAU
This is a messenger RNA of Xiphophorus couchianus (Monterrey platyfish), 2288 nucleotides long. RefSeq lists its product as uncharacterized. Lineage: Eukaryota; Metazoa; Chordata; Actinopteri; Cyprinodontiformes; Poeciliidae. Bases 14 to 640 code for a protein of 208 amino acids. The transcript is spliced from 3 exons. The record is from RefSeq and is a predicted model, not a curated record.